This is a messenger RNA of Syzygium oleosum, 747 nucleotides long. RefSeq names its product V-type proton ATPase subunit G 1-like. NCBI's taxonomy places the organism in Eukaryota, Viridiplantae, Streptophyta, Magnoliopsida, Myrtales, Myrtaceae. Gene Ontology annotation, molecular function: proton-transporting ATPase activity, rotational mechanism. The transcript is spliced from 4 exons. Bases 147 to 482 code for a protein of 111 amino acids. The record is from RefSeq and is a predicted model, not a curated record. Gene Ontology annotation, biological process: proton transmembrane transport. Gene Ontology annotation, cellular component: vacuolar proton-transporting V-type ATPase complex.
ACGGCAUAUCUAAUUCCGUCACCGUUCCCCGGUUCACCGUUUUGUUCAUCAACCGUCCAGCCUUAGAUCUUCGGUGAACUCUGGAUCAGGGGUCACGGCGUGCUCGAACACACGAUUCACGUCGAAGCAUCUCUGUUCUAACACCCAUGGCAGCCAACAGGGGACAACAGAAUGGAAUUCAAUUGCUUCUUGCUGCAGAACAAGAGGCACAGCGCAUUGUCAAUGCUGCCAGAGAGGCGAAAAUGGCUCGGCUAAGGCAAGCCAAAGAAGAAGCAGAGAAGGAGAUUGUUGCGUUUCGUGCUCAAAUGGAGGCUGGGUUUCAGAGCAAGGUGGCAGAGAGUAGUGGAGAUUCUGGCGCUAACGUCAAGCGGCUCGAGCGAGAAACAGAAGCGAAGAUAGAACACCUGAGGACGGAGGCCACGAGAAUUUCUCAAGACGUCGUGCAGAUGCUGUUGAAGCAUGUGACCACUGUGAAGAACUAGGGGUGUCGUGUAAGUGAGGCGCGAAAUUGCUCGAGGGCGCCUUUUUUGUGUUUGCAUAUAUUUAUCGGUGCUUUCUUGCUGGGUUUUACGAUUUCAUUUGUUUUUUUCCUGAUGGGUGUAACUAGUCCUAUGUGCUGCCGUGAAUCUAGCUUUUUAUGGUGAUUCAAAUAGUGAAUCAUGUCCUAUAUAAGAAGUCAUUACUCUUUGUUUGUUGUCUGUCCAAAGAAAAGUUUCAUAUGCUUAAAUGGAGAUGUCAGUUUUUGAA